AUGGACUACGACCCAGAAUUUAUAGAAGAAGUAGGCAAUGGUUAUGAUAAGUCAGUUUCUUCACUUUUUUACGAUGAUAAUUCUGAUAUUGAUACAGAUGACGAAGAAGAGGAUCUCAAUCAAGAAGUCAGACGCUCAGACAGAGACGAAGAUAGAAUGGACGUUGACGAAGAAGAUGUGCUUGGAUCAACUGUUGAAGAUUUAAUUAAUGGCUUUAUAUAUGUUGAUGGAUUUGUUAUUAAGGAUGGGAAGAUUUUUAAUCUGUGGGGAUCUAGUUUUAAACGCAACCAUAGACUUGUUUUGGAGGAAAUUAGAAAGAAACAUUUAAGACCAGUGAAAAUUUUCAAAUACUUGGAAGGAAGAAUCUGCAGAAUUAAAAACAGAACCAUUUUCAAAUAUGUGGAUCCUGUGACAAGGUUCAUGAGUACUAAAAAAGGAAAAAAAAGUUUCCUGAAAUACCCAUCUUCAAUUUGUACUAAAGUUACUGGAGCAACUGUUAAUUUGAAUACCAAUGAGUAUGUUAUGAUUGUUUGUGGUGAACCUGACGAGGACGAUUUUGAUUUUCCCCAUGUUGAUGAUCAACCACUUCAGUUGGUUCGAAACAAUACUAUAUUAAAUAGACAAUAUGGUAAUAUAGAGUAUGAUGAUGAAGACAUUCAGAUGUUGAAAGAUGCAGACGAUGCUGAUAUAAUAAAGAUUGGUAAAAUGGUUUAUUUAACAUUAUACAAAAAAGCUGUAACGUCAAAUGAAUUCAAGCAUAUUAUGACCACGACGAAACAUCCUGGGGGCGAAAAAACCACUCAGUUCAUAAGAGAACAUUCACCAACUUAUGCAGAAUCAUUAGCUCAUUCAUUUGGAAGACUUUUAUGUAUACUUUGGAUUGCUAAAGAUUUAAAAUAUAUUGAUAGUGAAAAAUAUCCAACUGAUUUGGCUCUUGUUGAAGAAAUAAAAAAUCCAUCAGAUGAAAGAAAAGUAGAAUCAGUUGCAAAAUUGGUUAGAAGAUUUGUUGAGGAACCAAGUUCAUUAAUUGCUGCUGCAUUUUCGUUAUUUUUCACUCGUUUUUCGGGAAGCAUGUUUUAUCUGCCCUCGUUUUGUAUUAAACGACUCAACAGUAUCAAAAAUAUUUGUAAGUAUGCAAUGGCUACUAGUGCCGAAAAGUUGUUCAAAUAUGAGCAAAAUAAAUCAUCAAGAUCAAAACACGAAGUACCUGGGACUGUGCUUACUGAUAAUUUAUUUACGGCAUUACUAAAAGAAAAGGAAAUCAAAGCUGCAUAUAUUGUGAAAUGUUUAGAUAAUGAUACCUGCAAAAUUGAAAAUGUAACAGUUUCGAAAGAUGAUUUAACGGAUAUCUAUAAAACUGCUAAAACUGUUUUUGACGAAUCUUGGCAACUGAUUUGUCUUCAUGCUAGAAAAGAUGUAACUCAAGAAUUAGUAUAUGCCAACUACUUAUCUUAUUAUACAUCAUCAACAACAAAACCAACCAACUUUUUACCAGAAAAAUUUCCACAUACAUUUAAAAGUGGACUAAUUCAAGACGAAGAGAAGGUGUUGGAGAUAAUUCAAAAGUGUACUUUAGCACUUAUGGUGAUGGUUUACAUCACAUCCUGCAAUACCUUCAGGUUCCCAGAACUCCAUACUUUGGCGUUUAGAGCAAAUUCGUAUGAAGAAAGAAAUAUACUCACCAUUAAUGAUAAUCUUCAUAUAUCAACAUCAUACAAUAAAAAUGGAUCACUGGAAUACAGAGUUCGUUGGUAUCCUAAGGUUAUGACUAAAAUGAUGGUUGCAUUUUUGUUUGCUAUUCGACCAUUGCAGAUUAAGUUAUUAGAAGGUAAAUUGGGAAAAAUUAGAUCAGAUGAUUAUAGAGGUGAAGUUGAUGCUAUAAACUGUUUUUAUAGACUCGUUUUUUUAGACAAUAGUGGAAGAUUAAUUCAAUUGAGAAAUUUCACAGAUUUUUUACAUGCUUGUCUACCAUCUAAAAGACUUGGUUCCAGAUUUUUAAGACAAGCCGUAUCUUUUAUGGCCAAAAGAAAUGUUGCAGCUAGAUUGCAUCAAGAUGCAGCUGAUUUUAUGGAAAGGUUACAAGGGCAUACUCCCUUAACUGCUAGAAUUAACUACGCUCAAGACUUAAAUAGUAUAAACAGGUUUUUUGGCGAAUAUCAGCUUCAUGCUGUUGAAUCAUUGUUUUCGAACUGGUGCAGGUAUCUUGAGAUAGUGGAUGAAAAAGAGCUUUCACAACUACAAACACAACUACCACCAAUUGAUCCACUCCGCUUAUUCUCAAAAUUCAGUACUUUAGAUAUUGAAAGAAAACUUUUAGCAAAAUAUCCAAAUUAUGACCCUACAAGUUUCCAAUCAAAGGCAAUUAGAGAAUUGUUAAUGGGUAAUUGUACAUCUUUAUUGAUAACUGCAUUAACUGGUGCUGGUAAAACAGAUUGUGUUUCAACACCAAUGGAAUUUUUCAAGAAGUCUACCGACUGUCAUUUAUUACAUGUUGUUGUUGUACCAUAUGGUAGUUUGAAAUCAGAAAUGAUGAAGAGAUUUGGGAAAAACUUCAAGGCCAUUGAUGGUGAAAAAAAUACUGAUGUUAGCGAAAAUACAGAUGUCAUUGUUUGCAAUUAUGAACUUUUGAAAAGUAAAACGUUUGAGGAUUUGUUGACGAGGAAUCAAAGACGUCUUGGUUUUAUUGUUUUCGAUGAAGCUCAUUUGAUUGAAGAAGAAGAAUAUCGAUUUUUGAAUUUAAUGAGAGCAAAUAUUAUCAAGUUGUUUAUGAAACUGGUAUUUUUAACUGCAACUCCAACUUCAACUUUAAUAGGUCAUUUGGAAAAACAGUUUGGAGUUAAAAUUGAGUUGAUUGAUGGUAUUAAAGAAGUCUGUCACAAAUCUAUAGUUCACCAGUUCAGAAACGUCAAAAGAGACGAUGUUACUGUUGAAACUCUUAAAAGAUUGAAAGCUGUUUUAAAACAUAGUCCAGAUUCAAUAAGUCUUGUUUAUUUCCAUAGUACUGCGUCAUUGGAAAAUUUUCUCAAAAUCUGUUUAAUUAACUUUGAUGAAAAUUUGAUAGGUGUUGUUGUUGGUUUAAAGAGUUCUAAAAUGUUCGAUAGUAAAUUUUUAGGUGUUGAUGGUAAAAAGAUAAUUCUUGGAACAAGGGCUUUAACUGUGGGUUUUAAUAAUCCCAAUUUUUUUCAAAUAAUAUACUAUCAAACAGUUGUGGAUAUUAGUACUUAUAUACAAUGCACUGGUAGACUUCGAAAUGGAGGAAUAUCAACUAUAUUGUACACAUACCGUCAAAACCUUCCACUUAACAUGUCAAGAUCCAUUUUUUCACUAAUUGCAGAUUUCUACAAAUUAAAAGAUCCAGAAAUUAGUCAAGAAUCAAACAAUGAGAAAUUGAUUGCAGAAAAUGAUGUUAUUGCAAAUAUUAUUAAGGAUAAAACAAGUAGUCCAGUUAUGGAAAUUACAGGGCAGGUGGAACCAGAAGAUCAGAUGGAGUUUGCUGAGGUAGAAAAUGAACCUGAAAUUGAGAUAAAUCAAGAAAGGGCUUUUCCUUUAGAAUAUGGUAUUGAUGCAACAAAUGAUAGUGUUGAUUGGGAUUUUAGUGAUGAUGAUGAUGUGAUUGCACAACCGUCAAGAGGACAACAAAAUACGAUGAGAAUCGAAGAAGUGGUGAAGUUAUGCGAGCCCACAAGCGAUUUCAAUAAAUUUUUUAAUGCUACGGAAAACAAAGGUUUUGUAUAUGGUGUCAGAAAUAUUUUAGACAUUUAUCGUUCAAUUGCUGAUGAAAGACCAUUUGACCUUCCACCCGAUAAGUGUGGUAAGUGCUUUUUCCAUAAAGAUAGAUGCCAAUCUAGCAAUUUUGAUUCAACUAUUAAUAAUUUAUUGGGACUGAAGAUUAUGUUGGGAAGAGUCGACUUAAAAGACGUUAGUGAGAUGAUGCAAAAUAGAUCGUUUGAAAAGUUUUUGAAUGUUGAUAGUCAGUUUAUUGAAGAAUUGAAAAAGUAUAGAGAUCGAACUAUGUCACCCUUAACAAUCAAGCCUUUACCAAUUGGAGUUAUUCCGUCAGGAAAAGAACUUAGUGAUGCAUAUAGAAAACUAUUGUUAGGAUUUGAAGCACUCAAACUAUCACCAUUAGAAUAUAUCUGUAAAAAAACCGAGCAAAUUUAUAAUAGUUCAGAGUUUCUAUUCCUGAAAGAAAUGGUCAUGUAUGGAAAGGGUUAUGGUUUCUCCGACCUAGCAUGCUGUACUAAAGAGGUCAAUAAUAUUAUGCACGCUAGGUUUGGUAAUGGAUGUGAAAAUUGUGGCUUGGUGCAUCGAGGUGAUUGCCCCUAUCAACAUACCAAGGAGUUGUUUUAUGUUAUAUUUUAUUCAAAGCUCAAUUCCAAUCGUGUAGCUAAUUCUGAUGGGAUCUUGUUUUUCAAGCAUUGGCUCUACAUGCUUUCAAACGAUUUCAGCAAUCCUUAUAUGCAAUUGCUUGUUAGUUUGGGUCCAGUUAAUAGAGUUUGA
This is a messenger RNA of Lodderomyces pseudojiufengensis, 4500 nucleotides long. RefSeq lists its product as uncharacterized. Gene Ontology annotation, biological process: maturation of LSU-rRNA from tricistronic rRNA transcript (SSU-rRNA, 5.8S rRNA, LSU-rRNA). Lineage: Eukaryota; Fungi; Ascomycota; Pichiomycetes; Serinales; Debaryomycetaceae. Gene Ontology annotation, cellular component: nucleolus. The record is from RefSeq and is a predicted model, not a curated record. The transcript has a single exon. The coding region runs from base 1 to 4500 and encodes 1499 amino acids. Gene Ontology annotation, molecular function: ATP binding; nucleic acid binding.